This is a messenger RNA of Amphimedon queenslandica, 723 nucleotides long. RefSeq lists its product as uncharacterized. Gene Ontology annotation, molecular function: protein dimerization activity. The record is from RefSeq and is a predicted model, not a curated record. The transcript has a single exon. Gene Ontology annotation, cellular component: nucleus. Lineage: Eukaryota; Metazoa; Porifera; Demospongiae; Haplosclerida; Niphatidae. Gene Ontology annotation, biological process: regulation of transcription by RNA polymerase II. Bases 1 to 723 code for a protein of 240 amino acids.
AUGGCAAGAUACAGAUGUUCUUCUGCUAUCAAUGAUGCUCUUUCACCACUUGCUGAGUUCACUGAUGUCAUGUCCGGUGAACAAUACGUAACCAUUUCUGCUGUUUUGCCAAUUGUAAAUCUCCUCAAAACAUCUGACCUAAAGGAAAGCUCAAGUGAUAAGGCAUUAACAAAUGAACUUCGUUUGAAUAUAAUAACUGACCUUUCCAAUAGAAACCAAGAGGAUGAUGUUCUUCACCUAUUAGAAGUAGCCUGUUUCCUUGAUCCUAGAUUUAAGGAUAAAUUUAUUAGCAGUAUUGAGCAUAUAACAGAAAUAAUGGUUUGUAACGUUGUUUCUCUUUCUUCCUUUUCUGUGUCUCCAACCUUAGCCACUUCAUCUUGUGCCAUUCACCAUCCCAGUAGUUCUGGAGACCUUCCACCUCCAAAAAAACAAAAUAGAUCACUAGGAAGUUUACUAAAAUCAAAUGAGACUGAAUGUGCCUUAUCUAGCACCAGCUGUACACCAGAACAAAAUUUCAGAAGUGAAAUUGAGACGUACAUUACUCUGGAUAAGCUUGAUGAAGAACAAGAUCCUCUCGUUUUGUGGAGAAUGCAUGAGAUGGCAUUUCCUCUUCUGGGUAAUAUAGCCAAGAAGUAUUUAUGUGCUCCUGCAACCAGUACUUUUUCAGAGAGGGUUUUUAGCAAGGGAGGAUGUCUUGUAACACCCUUCAAAGCUUCACUUUAG